Molecule: messenger RNA, 1796 nt
Organism: Lucilia sericata (common green bottle fly)
Lineage: Eukaryota; Metazoa; Arthropoda; Insecta; Diptera; Calliphoridae
Product: probable WRKY transcription factor protein 1
Exons: 4
Coding region: 297-821 (174 amino acids)
Source: RefSeq, a predicted model, not a curated record
AAAAAUAAAACGAUAUAAAACAUAAAUUUAAUGCUGAUAAUGACAAAACAAGUGUUCAAGUGUUGUGCUACAAAAUGAAAUGUUUCUAAAAGCAUUUAAUGUAAAAUUAAAACCACAAACAACAAAUAAUAUUAUAUGUUCAAAUUAUAAAUAAUGAUUGAUGUGUUUGCAAAAAAAUAUUAAAAAAUAUUCGUUGGAAAUCUUAAGUGGUUUUAGAACGAAAAAAUUAUAAAAGUUUGAAAAGUGAAAAAAAGUUAAUAAUUUUAAAUUGUUUUGGGAGAUCAAAAAAACUAAAAAUGGAAAAUUCGACAGAAUUAUGUGAAUCUAAUUCACCUCCCACACAACUCAUUCUAACAACAACAACUGCUAACAUUACCACAACAACAAUUAACAACAACGGUAAUAAUCAUAACAACAAUAAUAGUGAUAAUAUAAAUAACAAUAAUAGUAUCAAUAUUGAUACACAAUUGCUACAACAACAGCAGCAACAACAUCAACAACAAUUGCAUAAUUUAUAUUCAACAUCAUUGGAACAAAACACAAUAAAUAGUACUGAAACAUCUAGGACAACAACAACAACAACAGGAAAUUUUGUUGCAAUACCAUUAUCGGAACGUCCACCCAUAAUUUGUAUAUCGCAACAACAACAAAACGGUAAUAAUCAUCACGAGAAUUAUUCAAAUACAAGUUUAACACGUUCAAAAUCGUGUCUGGUGCGUUGGCGUCAGUGUUGCUUAAAUUUUUUCACUAAAAUUAUGGGCAGCAACAAUCCCAGUGAAGCUGAUCGAUAUGAAUAUUAUGACUGUAAGUUUUAUAGUUAAUCUUGAUAAAUUGGUAAAUUAUUUUGCAGAUAAGUAUACAAAUUAUAUAAAAUUUUUCAAUUACUAACAAAAUAAUUAACAACUAAUUACUAAUCCUCAAUUAAAGUCCUUAUACCGAAAGUAGAGGCACUUAUACACAUACAUAAAAUAAAACUUUUUACCAUUACUCUUAAAAUUUCAAUAUUUAUGUAAACUAUAGCUCAAUACAAAUGUAUACCAAGUAGUAUUUUACAUCCAUUGGUUUUUAUAUCUGUGUCAUUGUCUUUUACCAAAUAACCACAAUAAUACAAAGAAUGAGAGGAAGGAACCUUAAAACAAAUGUUAACCAAUAAUGAAAUAUAGGACAAAUAAACAUCAGCCAUCAAGCAUCCUCCCCCCAAAACCCUCUUAAUAAAGAAAACAAAAAACAUAACUAACGCCAUCACAAUGAACAUGAUGACAAAAAGUGAUAAAUUGUGAGUGAAGCAUGAACCAAAAAAAUAGCAAGAUAAAAAAAAAUUUAAAUGAACAGAAAAGGAAAAUAAAACAAUGACUGAAAACAUCAAGCAAAACUAUAAUAUUGGCAAAUUUAUUGAUGAUUGUUGUCUGUGUAACCAUUUUUGUGUCUGUUUUAAAUUACCAAACCGGAGAGAGGAUGAUAGUAAAAUGAAGAACUUUUUUUGUCAAUACAACGAAAAAUACAAACGAAAAUUGUUAGCAGAAUAAUGAAAAUUAAAUUUCUGUUUAUUUUGCUGUUAUUAAAGAGGAAAAUAUGUUUUUAAUAUCAUUUGUAUGUUCAGAGUCAUAAUGGUUUCGGUUUACUUGUUUAUCAUGUGUGUAUACUAAAAUUUUUAAGAUUAUUGUGUAUGUGCAAUAUGAGAAUAAUUUUCAAGGUGAAUUUAAAAAAGGUAUUUAGAACAGUGACACUAUCUAUUUAAGAUUAAACAGAAGAAAGUAACAGCUAACGUUGAAAGCGCUAUAGAAAAUUUUCGAUAA